UACAGGCCUUUCACAAGGUGGCCUCAACCUUAUUCCCAGCAUUACUACAAUUUGUACUACAAGACAUUGGUCAUGUUUACAUUUCGUUGUAAACAUUAAGAAUUUUCAUCAUCUCCAGUAUUGAUUUAUCGUGUUCUGCAUAGCUAUUGGCAAAGUCUGUGCAUUAUUUUGCAAAAAGGAUGAUCAUAUUGACAAGGAGAUAAUAAAAAAUUUACACACGGCGUGUGGAGAUGAACUGCCAUAUGGAUGUAUUGUUGUCAGUGUAUGUGAUCGGUGGAGAGCCAGGCUGUUGGUGACCGACAUAUGGAAGUGUCAUUCCUCUGAUUCUGAUCAUUUAAAUAAUGCUGUCUGAUUAUUAACACCGAUUCAGGAGCUAAACCUAGGGACUAAGCUGUAAAGGCUCCGGAAACAAAAUUUGCCACAGAGAUGUUGGACAGUGUCUCUGAAUUUAAUUCUGGGGCUCCAUGAAUCAGCAUAUAGUAGCCAAGGAUAUUGGCUCUUUUACUACAGGGCUUGCAUUUUUCAUGGGAACUGAGACAGGGUGAAUUGCUUUUCAUGUGAAUGAAUUGAAGGUAGUUUCGGCAUUGAUACCUUUGUCAUUGUGAGCUGUGUGGAAUUCUGUGGUAUGAUUGGUGAUAUAUACUACCGACAUGACAACUGCACAUAAAGCUUCCCUACGACAAGCUCCAGAGUACCACCAAAUGCAGGAUGGGAUGGGAUCUGAGACUACAGAAGAGGUGGAACCCUCCAAGCAGCGAGUCAUUUACAUUAAUGCACCCCAGCCUGUCAAGUACUGCUACAACAAGAUCAGCACCGCCAAGUAUAGUGUAUUGACCUUCGCACCAAAGUUCCUGUUCGAGCAGUUUAGAAAGUAUGCCAACAUCUUCUUUCUGUUCAUCUCACUACUUCAGCAAAUUCCACGUGUAUCCCCAACUGGACGGUAUACAACAGCAGUGCCCCUUCUGUUUAUCCUAGCAGUGUCUGCUAUCAAGGAAAUCAUUGAGGACUUUAAACGUCACCGUCAAGAUGAUGCAGUUAACAAUCGAGAAGUGCAGGUGUUAAGAGAUGGUACCUGGCAACGGCUCCUUUGGACGCAGGUGAUGGUGGGAGACCUGGUCAAGGUGGUCAGCGGUCAGUUCUUCCCAGCAGACCUUGUCCUUCUGUCGUCAAGUGAACCACAGGCCAUGUGUUACAUAGAAACUUCCAAUCUAGAUGGGGAAACAAAUCUGAAGAUUAGGCAGGGUAUACCUCAAACUGCCAAGCUUUUACGACACGAAGAUUUAUUAGAUCUGGAUGGUGUGGUGGAGUGUGAGCUGCCAAACAAACACCUGUAUGACUUUGUGGGAAACAUCCGACCAUCAGGCAGAUUUGCCAUCCCUCUAGGUCCAGACCAGCUGUUACUGAGGGGAGCCAUGCUGAGGAAUACCAAGUGGAUAUUUGGGAUUGUGAUCUACACUGGUUCAGAGUCCAAGUUGAUGCUCAACUCCUCCACUGCACCGCUGAAAAGGUCAAACGUGGAGAAAGUCACAAACACACAGAUCCUGAUACUGUUUGUCAUCCUGAUUGUCAUGUCCCUGAUCAGUACUAUUGCUAACGAGAUGUGGACCAAGUGGCAUGUGGACCGGGAUUGGUACCUGGCCUAUCAAGAGCUACCACCUAGUAACUUUGGUUACAACUUCCUGACCUUCAUCAUCCUGUACAACAAUCUCAUCCCCAUCAGUCUCCAGGUCUCCCUCGAGGUCGUCAAGUUCAUACAGGCUAUAUUCAUCAACUGGGAUCUAGAUAUGUACUGCGCCGAGUCAGACACACCUGCUAUGGCAAGGACGUCAAACCUUAACGAGGAACUUGGACAGAUUAAGUACAUCUUCUCUGAUAAGACUGGUACACUAACGAGAAACAUCAUGGAGUUCCGGAAAUGUUCCGUGGCUGGUAUUACUUAUGGUAACAAUGAAGAAAGUGAACACACAUUCAAUGACUCAACAAUUCUGGAGAAUCUACAGAACCAUGUGACAGCCCCAGUUCUACGUGAGUUUCUUACGCUGCUGUCUGUGUGUCAUACUGUUGUUCCAGAACGUGAGAGCCUUGAGGAGGGCAGUGACACCGGUCAUGUGGUGUACCAAGCUUCGUCUCCAGAUGAAGCAGCUUUGGUUAAAGGAGCCAGAAGUCUCGGGUUCGAGUUUGCUACUAGGACCCCCCAGGCUGUCACCAUCAAAGUGAAUGGGAAGUCAGAACAAUAUGAAGUAUUAAAUGUUCUAGAAUUUUCAAGUACAAGAAAAAGAAUGUCGGUUGUGGUACGGACUCCUGACAACAGGAUCAAGGUUUACUGUAAAGGCGCAGAUACUGUAAUAUACGAACGUCUCGACGAGAAACAACUCUACAGGGAUAUCACUCUUCAACAUUUAGAGGAGUUUGCCUCAUUGGGUUUGCGGACCCUUUGUAUUGCAACGGCAGAUGUAGCUGAGGAUUUCUAUGAAGACUGGAAACACACCUAUUACAAGGCCAGCACAUCCAUACAGAAUCGAGAGAAAAAACUGGAGGAGGCUGCCGAACUUAUAGAGAGGAAUUUAAAAUUGCUUGGUGCUACAGCUAUAGAAGAUAAACUUCAAGAUGGAGUGCCUGAAACAAUAGCUAACCUCGCUAAGGCUGAUAUCAAGAUUUGGGUGCUGACAGGAGACAAACAGGAGACUGCCAUCAAUAUAGGGUAUUCCUGUAAAUUGUUGACCCAAGGCAUGCCAUUGUUGAUCGUCAAUGAACACAGUCUAGAUGGAACACGCGAGACAUUAAGACGUCAUGUGGGCGAGUUUGGCGACCUCCUGCGUAAAGAAAAUGACGUUGGCUUAAUCAUUGAUGGACAGACACUGGACUUUAUCUUAUCCGACCGUCCUCCAAUCAAACGCCCCAAAAGAAAAAAGACACUGAAAUAUGCAUUAUCCUGUGACUGUCGACAAGAUUUUCUUGACAUAGCCAUUUCUUGUAAAGCUGUCAUCUGCUGUAGGGUUUCCCCUUCCCAGAAGGCCGAGCUGUGUAACCUUGUAAAGCACUCAGUGAAGGCUAUCACCUUGGCGAUAGGGGAUGGUGCUAACGAUGUGGGCAUGAUACAGGCUGCUCAUGUUGGUGUUGGGAUCAGUGGUGUAGAGGGACUACAGGCAGCAUGUGCCUCUGACUACGCAAUCGCACAGUUUCGGUUCCUGAACAAGCUGUUACUGGUUCAUGGUGCUUGGAGUUAUGCCCGAUUGUGCAAGAUGAUCCUAUACUCAUUUUACAAGAACAUUUGUCUGUACGUCAUUGAGUUUUGGUUUGCCAUUAGGAACGGGUUCUCUGGCCAGAUCCUGUUCGAGAGGUGGAGUAUUGGCUUUUACAAUGUGAUAUUUACUGCGGCUCCGCCCCUGGCCAUGGGACUGUUUGACAGAAUCUGUAGUGCUGAUAGUAUGAUGAAGUUUCCUGCACUGUAUAAAUCCUCACAGAAUGCUGAGUACUUCAAUGUGAAGGUAUUCUGGAUGUGGAUAAUGAAUUCAAUUUUCCAUUCAAUACUUCUGUUUUGGCUUCCAGCCUUAUCUCUCCAACAAGAUUCUGCCUUUUCUGAUGGGAAAGUAGGAGAUUAUCUAUUUUUAGGAAAUUUUGUAUAUACGUAUGUAGUUGUGACAGUGUGUCUUAAGGCGGGCCUGGAAACCAGUGCUUGGACCUGGCUGACACACCUGGCUAUAUGGGGCAGUAUAGCGAGCUGGUUCCUGUUCCUCACCGUGUACAGCCAUAUCUAUAUGAUUGUCGACCUUGCCCCAGAGAUGCUUGGCAUGGACUCCCAUGUGUUUGGCUGUUCUAUAUUCUGGAUGGGUCUAGUCCUUAUUCCUUUCAUGUCACUCAUCCGCGACGUCGCAUGGAAAGCGAUUAAACGAACCAUGUGUAAGACAUUAAAAGAAGAGGUCCAGGAAAAAGAGAAAUUACAUGAGGAUCCUACCCCUGUUGUUCUAAAGUUAACGAAGAAAAGACUGACAGAGACAGCCCGACUCCUCCGGAAUGUCUUUACUCGUUCAUCAGGCAGAAUGCCGACAGCUGUGGACCAACCUCCUCCCUCACCCACGCCAUCACCAUUUCAAGAUGGCUAUGCUUUCUCACAAGAAGAACAUGGUGUCCUGACUCAGGCGGAGCUCAUCCGAGUCUAUGACAGUAAUAAGGAGAAGCCUGAGGGAUUAUAACAUGAUAUUAUUAUUGUGUCUCUGCUGUGUUGUGUGAUGUCUGUGUUAUAAGAAUCAGUCGUCAUACCAGCGCAUUGGUCAACUAUCAAACUGGCCGGAUUAGUCAACUAUCAAACUGUCCGAAUUAGUCAACUAUCAAACUGUUCGGAUUAGUCAACUAUCAAACUGUUCGGAUUAGUCAACUAUCAAACUGUCCGGAUUAGUCAACUAUCAAACUGUCCGGAUUAGUCAACUAUCAAACUGUCCGGAUUAGUCAACUAUCAAACUGUCGGAAUCGGUCAAAUUGUAGAGAUUGGUCAACUGUUGUCAUCAAAUAUUCGGAAAUUGUGAACAAUCAAACUGUAAUCAGACAUCAUUCAGUCAGGAUUAUCUGACAUCAUAUGGUCCGGAUUAUCUGACAACAUACGGUCAGGAUUAUCUGACAUCAUACUGUCAUACCAUCAGGAUUAUCUGACAACAUAAUGUAAGGAUUAUCUGACAUCAUAUGGUCCGGAUUAUCUGACAACAUACGGUCAGGAUUAUCUGACAUCAUUCUGUCAUACCAUCAGGAUUAUCUGACAACAUACUGUCAGGAUUAUCUGACAUCAUACUGUCAGGAUUAUCUGACAUCAUACUGUCAUACCAUCAGGAUUAUCUGACAACAUACUGUCAGGAUUAUCUGACAACAUACGGUCAGGAUUAUCUGACAUCAUACUGUCAGACCAGCAGGAUUAUCUGACAACAUACGGUCAGGAUUAUCUGACAUCAUACUGUCAGGAUUAUCUGACAUCAUACUGUCAUACCAUCAGGAUUAUCUGACAACAUACUGUCAGGAUUAUCUGACAACAUACUGUCAUACCAUCAGGAUUAUCUGACAACAUACUGUCAGGAUUAUCUGACAACAUACGGUCAGGAUUAUCUGACAUCAUACUGUCAGACCAUCAGGAUUAUCUGACAUCAUACUGUCAGACUAUCAGGAUUAUCUGACAUCAUACUGGCAUACCAUCAGGAUUAUCUGACAACAUAAUGUCAGGAUUAUCUGACAUCAUACUGUCAUACCAUCAGGAUUAUCUGACAUCAUACUGUCUGUAUUAUCUGACAUCAUACUGUCUGUAUUAUCUGACAUCAUACUGUCUGUAUUAUCUGACAUAUGGUCAGGGUUAUCUGACAUCAUACUGUUGGGAUUAUCUGUCUUGUGUGGUGGGGAUGAUUUCACCAUCAUACGGUGGGGAUUGUCUUGCUAUCAUACUGUUGGGAUUAUCCCGCCAUCAUAGUUUAUAUUAUCUCACCAUCAUUCAGUAAGGAUUAUCUUGCCAUUAUAUGGUUGGGAUUAUCUCAACAACCAUUGGUUGGGAUUGUUUCACUUUGAUACAGUGGGGAUUAUCUUGUUCUCAUACAGUAAGGAUUAUCUCACCAUCAUACUGUGGGGAUUAUCUCACCAUCAUACGGUGGGGAUUAUCUUGUUCUCAUACAGUAAGGAUUAUCUCGCCAUCAUACAGUAAGGAUUAUCUCGCCAUCAUACAGUAAGGAUUAUCUCGCCAUCAUACAGUAAGGAUUACCCGCCAUCAUACUGUGGGGAUUAUCUCACCAUCAUACGGUGGGGAUUAUCCCGCCAGCAUACUGUGGGGAUUAUCUCACCAUCAUACUGUGGGGAUUAUCCCGCCAGCAUACUGUGGGGAUUAUCUCACCAUCAUACGGUGGGGAUUAUCCCGCCAGCAUACUGUGGGGAUUAUCUCACCAUCAUACUGUGGGGAUUAUCUCACCAUCAUACUGUGGGGAUUAUCUCACCAUCAUACUGUGGGGAUUAUCUCACUAUCAUACGGUGGGGAUUAUCUCACCAUCAUACUGUGGGGAUUAUCUCACCAUCAUACUGUGGGGAUUAUCUCACCAUCAUACGGUGGGGAUUAUCCCGCCAUCAUACUGUGGGGAUUAUCUCACCAUCAUACUGUGGGGAUUAUCCCGCCAGCAUACAGUAAGGAUUAUCUCACCAUCAUACAGUGGGGAUUAUUUGGCCAUCAUUAUUCAGGGUGAAUUAUACAUCCCACCUGUUUGUUAAUUUUUAUUGAGAAGAGAGAGUAAGGAGUACUAUACAGAUCUGUAUUGUGUUGUUGUUGUGUUGUCAUGACUACCUACAUAUAAACAGAAUGACUGAUGAGUAAUUGAAUGUGGUCUGGAAGUUUAAAUUCCAUUAGCAUCAUAGUAUUAUUAGAAGAAUGCCAUUUUUACUAUUAAUUCCAGUGUUUUGUUUUACUUGUUAUGUCAGAAUGUGUUGGUUUGUCCUCUAUUGAAUGUCUGUCUGUGAAGCAAUCAUAUUCAUGUAUCCUGUGUGUAUAAUUGUAUACAUGUACUUAGAACAUGGAUAUCUAGUUUUAAUAUUAUAAUUAUAGCCUUAGUGAGGGCAACAUCAGGACUAUCAUCUAUCUAAAACAAUUCCUUAGAACAUUCUACAUAAUUAUCUUUCUGUUUUAGCUGUGUCACAGUUUCAGUGUAUGAAUACAUGUGAUCAUAUGCACCAUUGAACCCUUUGAGCAUAAUAUUUGAACAGCUGGUCAUAUUGUUUUGAAUAAAUGCUUUAAUUAAUUUGAAAUUGGUCAUAUUAAUGCCUUAAUUCACUUUAUUUACUGGGCAGUAUGUUGAAUUGUGUGAAUGAUGUUGAAUUUCUCUGUGGAGACAUACAAUAGUGGUUAGAAUAUAUACACAAUGAUAUGUGUAUAGGUCAGGGUUUGCAUAGCAUUGAGAACCAGCUGGUAAAGAAUGCUUGACUCAGGAGAUGAAAUUGAUCAGUACAAUGUUUUUGAACAGAUUUUAUUAUUCAUAAAGCAGGUUUUGACCCGACAUAUGAAAAUUUAUUUUAUAAUUUUGCAGAAAUAAUCUAAAGAUAAGUAUUGAUUUUAAAGCUUUUUUUUUCUUGGUACAGUAUUUUUUCUUGGUUCAGUAUUUCUUUUUAGUACAGUAUUGUGUUUUUUUUAGUUAAAAAUAAAACAACAAAAUGACAAGUGAUGAUCUCUAAGCCACAUACAGUGCAUUAUUCACAUGGAGUAUUUGCCAAAUUUAUGCUCAUCAAAAAGAUAUAAUGGUCAUUGAGAUGAAAUUAUUUUUGAAUCACACAUGAAAUGUUGUAAAGUUGGUUUUGAUUUGUGUCAUCACUAUUCAAUGUUUACUGGGAGAAUGACAGCGAGGGAAAUGAUAUGGAUUGUCUCCCCUGAUUUGUAGGAGUAGAUGUAUAUAUGAAGCAUGAAUGUGAUAGCAGUACAGUUAAUCUUAGAAUUAUUUGUACAUGGUUAUAUUCUGUGGACAAAGUAAAUGUGUGCUUGUUUGUAACAUCAGGGACGUAUUAUGUUCCAUGGUAACUUUUACUCACCUUCUCCAUAAGUAUCAGUUUUAGGUAUGAAGAGGUCAUUGUUAGAUUCAAGUACUUUUUUCUUUGUAUACAUGUAUGGUGGUGUUCAUUUUUUCAAAUUCAGAAUGAUAUGGUAUGAAAUAUAUAUAAUAAUACAUGUACGUAAUUAUUGUUGUCUCAAUUUCCUCCAUUAUCUAAUCAAACUUUUUUUUUUUAUUUCAUUUCUAUUUAAAUCAAAGUAUAAUGCUGAGAUUAUUCUAUUCAAUUGUAAAUAUUUCUAUAACCUUUACACAAGUCCUGAUUACACCGUAGAUCAUUCUAGGUCACGGUAGUACGUACACUACCAUAUUGUCACAGACACAUUAGACCUUAUAAUACUCUUACAAUCAUUCUAGGUGUCGAUGUUCAUACAUACUAUACCUCCACAUAACAGAAGCUACUUUUUAUAGAGAAAAUUAUAGGUUGGUCUUGGACAUUGUGUUAUCAGUUAUUUUUGUUUAUUCCAAAUUUGUCUCUCGUGCAUCAUCCACCAAUAAAUAAACAAUUAAAAUUUUCAACUUUUUCUCCCAAUAACAAUCUCCCAGGGGCCUGAGAAAGUGGAUGAAAUUAACUGAAAUUUCAAAUUCUUCUUUUCAAUACCCAGAUAAGGUAGGAUGAAAUACUCUGCAUAGAUAAAAGGGUCUUGAGGUACUCUAAAUUGUGAAUUUCAUGAAUUUUUGGUCACACAGUCCCUGGGGAAUCACAUCCCUAAGCGUAUUUGAGAAUUAUUUGUUUUUAGAAAUAAUACAAGGUUGGUUAAAAUUAUGAGAUGGGAUGGCAGUUUGAUGGAAAUAUUGGCCCUGACUGAUCCCCUGGGGCUGAUUGGUGGGCAAGAAAGUGUCAAAUUGACUAAAAUAUUUCGGAACUCAGGUGACUGUGGGCUUCUUGUCUUCUUCAAUCGAUGUUUUUCCUAAAACAUUUUUUUUACCCAGUAUUAAUUUAGAGUAUUUAGUUUUGAGAAGAUUAGACUCUAUAUACAUACAGAUUGUAACAAGAACUGUUGGGGUUUCUUAAUCUCUUAUGUGAUAAGGUGAAUGGCGCUUUAUAUAAAAACUGAAUAUUUUAUGACAGAAAAUGGUUUUCUAACUGUGAUAGAUAAAUUACAUUGAUUGAUGUUUCUUCUCUAGCCAAUUUGUCAAGUGCCAUGCCCUUCUAUUACUUGUUACCAUAGUAUCCAAAGUUGCUGAGGAAGAUUCAGUUCAAAGCCGCUAGCCGAAGCUAAAUUAUAUUUUGUACUUUCAUGUGCUUUGCAAUUUCAUAACCAUGAAGUAUUCAACGGUUGUUUCAGCUAUUAACAUAAAGUGCUUGUCUUAAAUGCUUUCCUGAAGAUCAUUAUGAAGAAAUAUUCAUUUUGAUUCUUAAUGAUUAAAGAUUUUGGUCUAUAAACUGCCUAUGUUCCACUUACAUUUCUAAAUUGGCAGCCUAGCCUAUAAGUUACAGAAAGGAAAAACAGAUCUUGUGUAAGUGUAGUACGAGGGUGGUACACAGUAUGCUCGUGUUUGUGGUGACUUACACCAUGUUACUGGAGUUUCCAUUGGUACCUGAAGGAACAUAUACCCCCUAUAUCUAAUUGUCUAUUCUGUAUUAUGAUUUAUUCAGUAUUGUUUUAUGUUGAUCCCAGAUUGUGGUAAUCACAGUACCAAUCAUAUAUCUAUAACUAUUGUAUACCUGGUAAUUCAAUCAAAUAUCUACUGGGGGAUAGAUAUGCGGCAUAUUGUCUCUAUGUCUCAUAGUUGAGAAAAUUAUCUGAUCUUGUAAAUUAUUAUUAAUCAUCAUAAUUUAUUAAUAUUUCACAGACUAUUUUUCAUACGCUAAUAUUAUCAUUGUACACACUGAUGACUUCAUUAACCAAAUAGGCUAUUCUUUGUAGAAAAAGUGGUAUUUAUUGUCUUCAUGUUCAAACUUUACAAGAAGUCUUUUUUUAUUAAAAAAACUUUUUGUCAAUUACUAGUAUAUAGAUGAAUAAGUUGACCCUGAGGCCAAUAUCAGAGAUGUAACCGUAUAAUUAUUGGUAACCAGUAAAAUGGGUUACCUGUUUAAGGGGUUACCAAUAUACCGGUAAUUAGUUAUCUGUAAAUAGCCUGGGUUAAUUGUUACCUGUGUACAUAUAUUAGGUUACUGGUAUAACAAGCUUACAGACUGUUAAGGGUUACCUGUAUAAUGUGUCACCUUUAUCACAAGUUACCUGCAUGAUUAGUCACCUAUGUAAUGGUUACCUGUAUAUACCAGUAAUUAGGUUCCUGUGUUAUGGUUACCUGUAUAUACCAGUAAUGAGGUUCCUGUGUUAUGGUUACCUGUAUAUACCAGUAACGAGGUUCCUGUGUUAUGGUUACCUGUAUAUACCAGUAAUUAGGUUCCUGUGUUAUGGUUACCUGUAUAUACCAGUAACGAGGUUCCUGUGUUAUGGGUUACCUGUAUACUAAGUAGCAUGUAAACAGAUGGUUAUACACUUUGAUACAGCAAAGGAGACGUUAUGUAAGUAAGUUUUAUAUUGCUUCACAGCAAGUUGUUUUAUUCAUUUUAGUUCCACAGAUGUAAACAUGGUUUAUUAAAUAAUAUGUCCAGUCCCUAAAACAAAAUAUAAUUAUAGUUUUUGUAAACUGACAUGUUUUGUGUUGAUGCAUUUACAUAGAAUCAGAAAUAAAUCUUCUUUUCUUUUUCAA
Molecule: messenger RNA, 10214 nt
Organism: Pecten maximus
Lineage: Eukaryota; Metazoa; Mollusca; Bivalvia; Pectinida; Pectinidae
Product: probable phospholipid-transporting ATPase IA
Exons: 43
Coding region: 651-4193 (1180 amino acids)
Biological process (GO): phospholipid translocation
Cellular component (GO): plasma membrane
Molecular function (GO): ATP hydrolysis activity; ATP binding; magnesium ion binding
Source: RefSeq, a predicted model, not a curated record